AUGCGUUUGUUUUCCCUGUCCAACCGCAUCGCCAGCGUACGCACCCGUAUCGACAACACAUUCAGCUUACCGGAACGUUUCAAGGGAACAUUUGUGGAACGACUCACAAACUAUUGGAAAAGUUUGCUUACCGACUAUAAAGAUGUAGCCGUUGGAGUGGUCAAGGAAAGUAUUGAGAAGCCUAAGAAGGCUAUGUUCAACGGUGGCAUUGGAUAUACCAUGUAUUUGUUCGGCAAACGGAAUCCCGAUGAAGAAGAUUUCAAUAUGCAAUUUCGUACGGCCACCAACAAUAUGAUUAUGGUACACCCUUCAUUACAAAAUCCCAAAUCAGAUGCAUAUUUAAGACGUCUGCAAGAGGCCAUCAAUCAAAAUCGGCUGAGGUUUCUGUCACUUGGAAUCUUUACCCUAGUGUGGGAGGAUUUGUACGACAGUGAUGAUUGCACAUAUCCGGCAAUAUGUGAAUAUACAAAAGUGUCUUUCUGGUCGAUACCUCAACAUGUUAUAGAUGUAGGAUUUUGGAAUAGAUUUUGGCGUUUGAAAAUGGAGCUGCAAAACUAUGAUGCAAAUUAUUUGGAAUAG
Musca vetustissima is the source of this 579-nucleotide messenger RNA. RefSeq lists its product as uncharacterized. The record is from RefSeq and is a predicted model, not a curated record. The coding region runs from base 1 to 579 and encodes 192 amino acids. NCBI's taxonomy places the organism in Eukaryota, Metazoa, Arthropoda, Insecta, Diptera, Muscidae. The transcript has a single exon. Gene Ontology annotation, cellular component: TIM22 mitochondrial import inner membrane insertion complex. Gene Ontology annotation, biological process: protein insertion into mitochondrial inner membrane.